Molecule: messenger RNA, 9772 nt
Organism: Drosophila yakuba
Lineage: Eukaryota; Metazoa; Arthropoda; Insecta; Diptera; Drosophilidae
Gene: N
Product: neurogenic locus Notch protein
Exons: 9
Coding region: 793-8874 (2693 amino acids)
Biological process (GO): establishment or maintenance of epithelial cell apical/basal polarity; regulation of developmental process; multicellular organism development
Cellular component (GO): plasma membrane; protein-containing complex
Molecular function (GO): protein binding; calcium ion binding
Source: RefSeq, a predicted model, not a curated record
AGAUCGCUUUUUUGCAGUGGACGAAACGGUUGUGAAAGCGGACGAGCGUAAGGCAGACGAAUCUGGAAAGCGCAGAGCACAGUUCUCAGCUUGAAUAUUUUUUUUUGGAAGUGAAACCCGCGUAGCAUACAGGAUAUACAAACAAAUCGCAUCGAAUUCAAUUGCAUUGAAUUGAAUCAACUCGAAUAUAAAAUGAAAUGAAAAGGAUGGCCAGAGCGAGAAAGCCGUUCAGCAAGGAGUGCAUGUCGAAGGGAUAGGAAAGAGAGAGCGAGAGAGAAACAAGGAUUUUCGACAAAGUGUAUCUACCUCGAGUCGCGUGUGCGUGAGUGAGACGGAAGCCGAGGGCGAAAAGAGGAAGAGCCAGCGCAAGAGAGCAAUACGCAAGCGUGCGGCGUCGGUUUGAAUUUGAAUUUGUGCUCGAUCCUCGCGGAAAAAAGCAAAAAAGCAAGAAAAGCAAAAAAGCCUUCUUUUUUUUGCCAUUUUUUUUUAUGUUUGCAAACGGAAAAUGUCGCCGUCGUCGGGAGAGUGCCUCCUCUUAGUUUAUCAAAUAAAGCUUUAAAGUCUGCAGUUUUAACAAAACUAUACAACACAAAACAAAAGCAACGAAAUAAAAACGCGCUAAAACAAAACAAAUUGCUUAAAUAAAGACUUAACCAUACAAAAUAGGCACAGUAAGAAAUAUCCUCAAAGAGAGAGACCACAGAGGAGCGCUAAAGAAACCGAAGAAGCGAGUAGAGAAGAGGAGAAGAGGUGAAAAACUGGAAAAGUGGUUAACUGGAAAACUGGAUUACAAUGCAAUCGCAGCGCAGCCGACGUCGCAGUCGCGCACCAAACACUUGGAUUUGUUUUUGGAUUAACAAAAUGCACGCCGUUGCGUCGCUGCCGGCGUCGCUGCCUCUGCUGCUGCUGACGCUGGCGUUUGCGAAUUUGCCAAACACCGUACGCGGAACUGAUAUCGCGGCUUCCUGCACAACUGUUGGUUGCCAGAAUGGCGGCAACUGCGUCACACAACUUAAUGGCAAAACCUACUGCGCAUGCGAUUCACACUAUGUCGGCGACUACUGUGAACACCGCAAUCCGUGCAACUCGAUGCGUUGCCAGAAUGGCGGCACCUGUCAGGUGACCUUUCGCAACGGCCGCCCGGGCAUCUCCUGCAAGUGUCCUUUGGGCUUCGACGAGUCCCUCUGCGAGAUUGCGGUGCCGAACGCCUGCGACCAUGUGACCUGCCUCAACGGCGGCACCUGUCAGCUGAAGACCCUGGAGGACUACACGUGUGCGUGCGCCAAUGGCUACACAGGCGAACGUUGCGAGACGAAGAAUCUGUGCGCCAGUUCUCCCUGCCGGAAUGGAGCCACCUGCACCGCCUUGGCCGGAAGCAGCAGCUUCACCUGCUCCUGUCCGCCGGGCUUCACGGGCGACACCUGUUCCUACGACAUCGAGGAAUGCCAGUCGAAUCCCUGCAAGUACGGCGGCACAUGCGUCAACACCCACGGAUCUUACCAGUGCAUGUGUCCCACGGGCUACACGGGCAAGGAUUGCGACACGAAGUACAAGCCCUGCUCGCCAUCGCCGUGCCAGAAUGGCGGAGUAUGCCGAUCGAACGGUCUGUCCUACGAAUGCAAGUGCCCCAAAGGUUUCGAGGGCAAGAACUGCGAACAGAACUACGACGACUGCCUGGGACAUCUGUGCCAGAACGGAGGCACCUGCAUCGACGGCAUCUCGGACUACACCUGCCGCUGUCCGCCAAAUUUCACGGGCAAGUUUUGCCAGGACGACGUGGACGAGUGCGCCCAGCGGGAUCAUCCGGUGUGCCAGAACGGUGCCACCUGCACCAACACCCACGGCUCGUACAGCUGCAUCUGUGUGAAUGGCUGGGCGGGAUUGGAUUGCAGCAACAACACGGACGACUGCAAGCAGGCGGCCUGUUUCUAUGGCGCCACGUGUAUCGAUGGCGUUGGCAGCUUCUACUGCCAGUGCACCAAGGGUAAGACGGGUCUGCUCUGCCACCUGGACGACGCCUGCACCUCGAAUCCCUGCCACGCGGACGCCAUUUGCGACACAAGCCCCAUUAACGGCUCCUACGCCUGCUCCUGUGCCACCGGCUACAAGGGCGUCGAUUGCUCGGAGGACAUUGACGAAUGCGACCAGGGAUCACCGUGCGAACACAACGGUAUUUGCGUUAACACACCGGGCAGCUACAGAUGCAAUUGCUCGCAGGGAUUCACCGGUCCGCGCUGCGAGACUAACAUCAAUGAGUGCGAAUCGCAUCCGUGCCAGAACGAGGGCUCGUGCCUGGAUGAUCCGGGCACCUUCCGCUGCGUCUGCAUGCCAGGAUUCACUGGCACCCAGUGCGAGAUCGACAUCGACGAAUGCCAAUCGAAUCCCUGCCUGAACGACGGCACCUGCCACGACAAGAUCAAUGGAUUUAAGUGCAGCUGUGCGCUGGGCUUCAUGGGCGCACGAUGUCAGAUCAACAUAGACGACUGUCAAUCGCAGCCAUGCCGGAAUCGUGGCAUCUGCCACGACUCGAUAGCGGGCUACAGCUGCGAGUGUCCGCCGGGCUACACGGGCACCAGUUGCGAGAUCAACAUUAACGAUUGCGACUCGAAUCCCUGCCAUCGGGGCAAGUGCAUCGACGACGUGAACAGCUUCAAGUGCCUCUGCGAUCCCGGCUACACGGGCUACAUCUGCCAGAAGCAGAUCAACGAGUGCGAAUCGAAUCCCUGCCAGUUCGAUGGCCAUUGCCAGGAUCGUGUGGGCAGCUACUACUGCCAGUGCCAGGCUGGCACCAGUGGCAAGAACUGCGAGGUCAACGUGAAUGAGUGCCACAGCAAUCCGUGCAACAAUGGUGCCACCUGCAUCGAUGGCAUCAACUCCUACAAGUGCCAGUGUGUGCCCGGUUUCACCGGUCAGCACUGCGAGAAGAAUGUGGACGAGUGCAUCAGCAGUCCGUGUGCCAACAAUGGCGUCUGCAUUGACCAGGUGAAUGGCUACAAGUGCGAGUGUCCCCGAGGAUUCUACGACGCCCACUGCCUCAGCGAUGUGGACGAGUGCGCCUCGAAUCCCUGCGUAAACGAGGGUCGCUGCGAGGACGGGAUCAACGAGUUCAUCUGCCACUGCCCGCCGGGAUACACGGGCAAGCGGUGUGAGCUGGACAUCGACGAGUGCAGCAGCAAUCCCUGCCAGCAUGGCGGCACCUGCUACGACAAGCUCAACGCCUUUAGCUGCCAGUGCAUGCCGGGCUAUACGGGCCAGAAGUGCGAAACGAAUAUCGACGAUUGUGUGACGAAUCCCUGCGGCAAUGGUGGCACCUGCAUCGACAAGGUCAACGGAUACAAGUGCGUCUGCAAGGUGCCAUUCACCGGCAGGGACUGCGAGAGCAAAAUGGAUCCCUGCGCCAGCAAUCGCUGCAAGAACGAGGCCAAGUGCACGCCCAGCUCAAACUUCCUGGACUUCUCCUGCACCUGCAAACUGGGCUAUACGGGUCGCUACUGUGAUGAGGACAUUGACGAGUGCUCGCUGAGCUCACCCUGCCGGAAUGGUGCUAGCUGCGUGAAUGUGCCCGGCUCGUUCAGGUGCCUGUGCACCAAGGGCUAUGAGGGCAGAGAAUGCGCCAUCAAUACGGACGAUUGCGCCUCGUUUCCGUGCCAGAACGGUGGCACGUGUCUGGACGGGAUCGGUGACUACAGCUGCUUGUGCGUGGAUGGCUUCGAUGGCAAGCACUGCGAGACGGACAUCAACGAGUGCCUGAGUCAGCCGUGCCAGAAUGGAGCCACCUGUAGCCAGUACGUGAACAGCUACACCUGCACCUGUCCACUUGGCUUCUCCGGCAUCAAUUGCCAGACGAAUGACGAGGACUGCACGGAGAGCUCGUGCUUGAACGGUGGCAGCUGCAUCGACGGCAUCAAUGGCUACAACUGCAGCUGUCUGGCCGGAUUCUCCGGUGCCAAUUGCCAGUACAAGCUGAACAAGUGCGAUUCGAAUCCCUGCCUCAAUGGAGCCACCUGUCAUGAGCAAAACAACGAGUACACAUGCCAUUGUCCCAGCGGCUUUACGGGCAAACAGUGCUCCGAGUAUGUGGACUGGUGUGGUCAGUCGCCGUGCGAGAAUGGGGCGACCUGUAGCCAGAUGAAGCAUCAGUUUAGCUGCAAGUGCUCGGCGGGUUGGACCGGUAAGCUGUGCGAUGUCCAGACCAUAUCCUGCCAGGAUGCGGCGGACCGGAAGGGACUGAGCCUGCGCCAGUUGUGCAACAAUGGCACGUGCAAGGAUUACGGAAAUAGUCAUGUCUGCUACUGCUCCCAGGGAUACGCGGGUAGCUAUUGCCAAAAGGAGAUCGACGAGUGUCAGUCGCAACCGUGCCAGAAUGGUGGCACCUGCCGUGAUCUCAUUGGCGCCUACGAGUGCCAGUGUCGCCAGGGUUUCCAGGGCCAGAACUGCGAACUGAACAUCGAUGACUGUGCGCCGAAUCCCUGCCAGAAUGGCGGCACCUGCCACGACCGCGUGAUGAACUUUAGCUGCAGCUGUCCGCCAGGAACGAUGGGCAUCAUUUGCGAGAUCAACAAGGAUGACUGCAAACCGGGUGCGUGCCACAACAAUGGCAGCUGCAUCGAUCGCGUCGGCGGCUUCGAGUGCGUCUGUCAGCCUGGUUUCGUUGGUGCCCGCUGCGAGGGCGACAUCAACGAGUGCCUGAGCAAUCCCUGCUCUAAUGCCGGCACCCUGGACUGCGUGCAGCUGGUAAAUAACUACCACUGCAACUGCCGACCCGGACACAUGGGUCGACAUUGCGAGCACAAGGUAGACUUUUGUGCGCAGAGCCCGUGCCUGAAUGGCGGCAACUGCAACAUCCGACAGAGUGGCCACCACUGCAUCUGCAAUAAUGGCUACUACGGCAAGAACUGUGAGCAGAGUGGCCAGGACUGUGAUUCGAAUCCCUGCCGGGUGGGCAACUGUGUGGUCGCCGACGAGGGAUUCGGCUAUCGCUGCGAGUGUCCGAGGGGCACACUGGGUGAGCACUGCGAGAUCGAUACGCUUGACGAUUGCUCGCCAAAUCCCUGCGACCAGGGCGCCGCCUGCGAGGAUCUUCUGGGCGACUACGAGUGCCUUUGCCCAAGCAAAUGGAAGGGCAAACGCUGCGACAUCUAUGAUGCCAACUACCCGGGCUGGAAUGGUGGCUCCGGAUCGGGAAGUGUCCGCUAUGCAGCGGAUCUGGAGCAACAGCGGGCCAUGUGCGACAAGGCGGGCUGCACCGAGAAGCAGGGCGACGGCAUCUGCGAUAAGAAUUGCAACACAUACGCCUGCAACUUUGAUGGCAACGAUUGCUCGCUGGGCAUCAAUCCAUGGGCCAAUUGCACGGCCAACGAGUGCUGGAACAAGUUCAAGAAUGGCAAAUGCAACGAGGAGUGCAACAAUGCCGCCUGCCACUACGAUGGUCACGACUGCGAGCAGAAGCUAAAGAGCUGCGACAGCCUCUUCGAUGCCUACUGCCAGAAGCACUACGGCGAUGGCUUCUGCGACUACGGAUGCAACAAUGCGGAGUGCAGCUGGGACGGUCUCGACUGCGAGAACAAGACACAGUCACCGGUUCUCGCCGAGGGUGCCAUGUCCGUGGUGAUGCUGAUGAAUGUGGAGGCAUUCCGUCAGAUACAGGCGCAGUUCCUCAGGAAUAUGAGCCACAUGCUGCGGACAACGGUGCGGCUGAAGAAGGACGCCCUCGGCCACGACAUCAUCAUAAACUGGAAGGACAAUGUGCGCGUCCCGGAGAUCGAGGACACCGAAUUUGCGAGGAAAAACAAGAUACUCUUCACGCAACAGGUCCACCAGACGGGCAUACAAAUCUAUCUGGAGAUUGACAAUCGCAAGUGCACCGAAUGCUUCACCCACGCAGUGGAGGCGGCCGAAUUCCUGGCUGCCACGGCAGCCAAACAUCAGCUGCGGAAUGACUUCCAGAUACACAGCGUUCGUGGUAUUAAGAAUCCCGGCGACGAGGACAAUGGUGAGCCGCCGGCGAACGUAAAGUACGUGAUAACCGGCAUCAUACUGGUCAUCCUGGCACUGGCCUUCUUUGGCAUGGUCCUGAGCACGCAACGCAAGCGGGCGCAUGGCGUCACCUGGUUCCCGGAGGGAUUCCGGGCACCGGCAGCGGUUAUGUCGCGGCGUCGCCGUGAUCCCCACGGCCAGGAGAUGCGCAACCUCAACAAACAGGUGGCCCUGCAGUCGCAGGGAGUCGGCCAGCCGGGCGCCCAUUGGUCCGACGAUGAAUCGGAUAUGCCGCUGCCCAAAAGGCAGCGCAGUGAUCCCGUUUCCGGCGUGGGUCUGGGCAACAAUGGUGGCUAUGCCAGUGAUCACACAAUGGUCAGCGAGUACGAGGAGGCGGACCAGAGGGUCUGGUCGCAGGCCCACCUGGAUGUGGUCGAUGUGCGUGCCAUAAUGACACCACCGACGCACCAGGAUGGCGGCAAGCAUGAUGUGGAUGCACGUGGCCCUUGCGGACUGACUCCCCUGAUGAUUGCAGCCGUGCGCGGUGGCGGUCUGGACACCGGCGAGGACAUCGAGAACAACGAGGACAGUACCGCCCAGGUGAUAUCCGAUCUACUGGCCCAGGGAGCCGAACUGAAUGCCACCAUGGACAAAACCGGCGAGACAUCACUGCAUUUGGCGGCUCGCUUUGCGCGUGCCGAUGCCGCCAAGAGAUUACUGGACGCCGGUGCGGAUGCCAAUUGCCAGGAUAACACCGGCAGGACACCACUGCACGCUGCUGUCGCCGCCGAUGCCAUGGGUGUAUUCCAGAUACUGCUGAGGAACAGGGCCACCAAUCUAAACGCCCGGAUGCACGAUGGCACAACGCCACUGAUACUGGCCGCUCGCCUGGCCAUCGAGGGCAUGGUGGAGGAUCUGAUCACCGCCGAUGCGGACAUCAAUGCGGCGGAUAACUCCGGCAAGACCGCUCUCCACUGGGCGGCGGCGGUGAACAAUACCGAAGCGGUGAACAUUCUGCUGAUGCAUCACGCUAAUCGGGAUGCCCAGGAUGAUAAGGAUGAGACACCGCUGUUCCUGGCCGCACGAGAGGGCAGCUAUGAGGCGUGCAAGGCGCUGCUGGAUAACUUUGCCAAUCGCGAGAUUACCGAUCACAUGGACCGACUGCCACGGGACGUGGCCAGCGAGCGACUGCAUCACGAUAUCGUCCGGCUGCUGGACGAGCAUGUGCCGCGAUCUCCGCAAAUGCUGAGCAUGACACCGCAGGCGAUGAUCGGUUCACCGCCGCCUGGCCAGCAGCAGCCGCAGCUGAUCACCCAGCCGACGGUCAUAUCCGCCGGCAAUGGCGGCAAUAAUGGCAACGGCAACGCCAGCGGCAAGCAAAGCAGCCAGACAGCCAAACAGAAGGCGGCCAAGAAGGCCAAGCUGAUCGAGGGCAGUCCCGACAAUGGACUCGAUGCCACGGGCAGUUUGCGACGCAAGGCCAGUUCAAAAAAGACAAGUGCGGCCUCAAAAAAGGCCGCCAACUUGAAUGGCCUGAAUCCGGGCCAGCUGACGGGGGGAGGAGUGUCGGGUGCGCCGGGUGUACCGCCCUCGAAUUCGGCGGCACAAGCAGCUGCAGCAGCAGCGGCAGCCGUGGCGGCCAUGUCACACGAACUGGAGGGAUCGCCGGUGGGCGUGGGCAUGGGCGGGAAUCUGCCCAGUCCGUACGACACCAGUUCCAUGUACUCGAACGCGAUGGCCGCACCGCUGGCGAACGGCAAUCUGAACACGGGCGCCAAACAGCCACCGAGCUAUGAGGAUUGCAUCAAGAAUGCGCAGUCGAUGCAGUCGCUGCAGGGCAACGGGCUGGACAUGAUCAAGCUGGACAACUACGGCUACUCGUUGGGCUCGCCAUUUCAGCAGGAGCUGCUCAACGGCCAAGGACUCGGCAUGAAUGGGAAUGGCCAGCGGAACGGUGUCGGCGCCGGCAUCCUGCCCGGCGGCCUCUGCGGCAUGGGCGGUCUGACUGGUGCCGGAAACGGCAAUAGCCACGAGCAGGGACUCAGUCCGCCGUACUCGAACCAGUCGCCACCGCAUUCGGUGCAGAGCAGCCUGGCGCUAUCGCCCCACGCCUACCUGGGUUCACCAUCGCCGGCCAAGUCGCGACCCAGUCUGCCCACCUCGCCCACCCACAUCCAGGCGAUGCGGCAUGCCACACAGCAGAAGCAGUUCGGUGGCAGCAAUCUGAACAGCCUGCUGGGCGGCGCCAAUGGCGGUGGCGUGGUCGGCGGCGGAGGUGGUGGCGCUGGUGGCCAGGGCCCACAGAAUUCGCCCGUGAGCUUGGGUAUCAUCUCGCCGACGGGCAGCGAUAUGGGCAUUAUGCUUGCCCCGCCGCAAUCCUCCAAGAGCAGUGCAAUAAUGCAAACGAUAUCCCCCCAGCAACAGCAGCAGCAACAGCAGCAACAUCAGCAGCAACAGCAGCAGCAGCAGCAGCAGCAACAGCAGCAGCAACUCGGAGGCCUGGAGUUCGGUUCAGCGGGCUUGGACCUGAAUGGAUUUUGUGGAUCUCCGGACUCAUUUCACUCGGGUCAAAUGAAUCCGCCCUCGAUACAAAGUUCGAUGUCCGGCUCGUCGCCGUCGACCAACAUGCUGUCGCCGUCGUCGCAGCACAACCAGCAGGCCUUCUACCAGUACCUAACGCCACCGAGCCAGCAUUCCGGCGGCCAUACGCCGCAGCAUUUGGUCCAAACGCUGGACAGCUACCCAACGCCCUCGCCGGAGUCACCUGGCCACUGGUCCUCCUCGUCGCCGCGAUCGAAUUCCGAUUGGAGCGAGGGCGUCCAGUCGCCGGCGGCCAAUAAUCUCUACAUUUCCGGUGGCCAUCAGGCCAACAAGGGUUCCGAGGCCAUCUACAUUUGACCAUAAGUCGGUGUUCCACAUGAUCUGGAUGAUCUGGGUGAUCUGAUUGAGAUCGGAUGAGGAUGGUUUGCCAAGGAUAACAGCAGAGGGACUCUUAAAGAGUCCGCGGCUACGUUCUAUCUAAAAAUGCUAUAUAUUGUAAUUCUCUAAUCUCUAACGAUUAUGUAUUUUUUCACGCGACUAUUUUUUUUUUGUGUGUCCAUAAGUUUUAGAUGUUAGUUGAAAAUACGCGAUUCUAGCGGAAGAAGCGUCAUAAAUUGUAGUAACUUAAAUUAUUUUUAUGAUUGUUGUACAGUGCGCGCCGAUCGCAUAUAUAUAUAUAUAUAUAUAUAUAUAUAUAUAUAUAGAUAUAGAUAUAUUUAUCUACUCAUAGAUAUUCCAGUUAAGAGCUCGUAUUGUGGCGCUUUUUAUCUUAUUGUCGUAACGUCAUCGUAGCUUCCAGUAAAAAGAAAAACCAACAAACAAAAAAGCAACAUAAGCAGACAGAGAAAGAGGAGAAACUACACUUAGCGCAAAUUCUGAUUGAUCGAUUAAACGUUUGUGGGGCAUUUGUAGUUGUAAGUGACCAUUAUAUCACUAGGCCAUAAGACUACGCUAAGUUUUUAUCGAAUUCUACAUUUAAUUAUGGCCCACAGGCUAUAUAAAUAUAUACAUAUAUAUAUAGAUAUAUAUAUAUAUAUAAAUAAAUUUCAUAGUUCUGUAGGUUUUGAAACUGAAGUGCUUAUAUAAACAAAAUUGUUAGACGUACACCGCAUCAAACCUUUUUUUUUACACCAAGUUUUUUUUUAUUAUUAUUAUUAUGACUAUUAUGUAUUAUUACAUAUUGACUAAGCUAAACUGUAAAAAGAUUCUCAUAACUGUUUGAUUUAAGUUGACACAUACAAAUACAAAUACAAAA